GGACUUGUCAGCCGUUGUUGACGUCCAGGAGCAGGAGGGGAUAUCUUUUUCUUUCUAUCUGAUUAGAACAGAAAUGGCAACCAAAGCGAGUCCUCCAAAUCUCCACAAAUCUGUGGCCAUUUCCAAAGGAUACAACUUCGCUUCUACUUGGGAACAGAAUGCUCCUCUGUCGGACCAACAGCAUGCAGCAAUCGUCGCACUAUCUCACGCCGUUGCUGAGCAACCAUAUCCUACCAAUUUGGCCCAAGAUCAUAUAUCUAGGCAGGACAAUGGCGGCCUGGCUGUUUCCACUAAGGAUAGCGCUUUUGGAGAUUCUCAAGCCAUAGAAGCAGUUUUAGUUAAUACAAAUCAGUUCUACAAAUGGUUUACAGAUCUUGAAUCAGCCCUGAAAUCAGAGGCAGAAGAGAAGUAUCAGCACUAUGUCAAUACUUUGACAGAACGCAUACAGACAUGUGAUGAUAUACUUCAUGAAGUGGAUGAAACUCUGGAUUUGUUUAAUGAACUUCAGCUGCAACACCAAGCAGUAGCAACAAAGACUAAGACUCUUCAUGAUGCCUGUGAUCGACUGUUAGUAGAGAAGCAAAGACUGAUUGAGUUUGCAGAAGCUCUUCGCAGUAAGCUGCACUACUUUGAUGAAUUGGAGAAUAUUGCUAGAAAUUUUUAUUCUGCAAAAGUGAAUGUUGGAAGUGAGAACUUUCUUCCGCUGCUCAAACGGCUUGAUGAGUGCAUAUCGUAUGUUGAAAGCAAUCCACAAUAUGCAGAAUCUAGUGUUUAUUUGCUUAAAUUUCGGCAACUCCAGUCUCGAGCCCUGGGUAUGAUUCGUUCUCAUGUACUUUCUGUUCUGAAAGGUGCUUCUUCUCAGGUCCAGGCAGCAAUCCGGAGCACUGGUGGCAACAAGACAUCCGUUUCUGAGGGUGUAGAGGCAUCUGUUAUCUAUGUCAGAUUCAAGGCAGCUGCAAAUGAGCUCAAGCCCAUACUGGAGGAAAUCGAAAGCAGAUCAUCUAGAAAAGAAUAUGCUCAAGUCCUUGCGGAAUGCCACAAAUUGUAUUGUGAACAGCGGCUUUCUUUGGUAAAAGGCAUAGUACUUCAACGAGUAUCUGAAUUUGCCAAGAAAGAGGCCUUGCCAUCAUUAACUAGAUCUGGAUGUGCAUAUCUAAUGCAGGUUUGUCAACUUGAGCACCAACUCUUUGAUCACUUUUUCCCAUCUUCUUCAGAGGAUAUUUCUGGUUUGGCUCCAUUGCUUGAUCCUUUGUCUACUUUCUUGUAUGAUACACUGCGCCCAAAACUUAUUCAUGAAACAAAUAUUGAUCUUCUUUGUGAGCUUGUUGAUAUACUUAAAGUUGAAGUCUUGGGAGAACAGCUUAGCAGACGGAGUGAGUCAUUGGCUGGGCUACAUCCUACAUUGGAAAGAAUUUUGGCAGACAUUCAUGAACGGCUGACUUUCCGAGCUCGAACACAUAUUCGUGAUGAGAUAGCUAAUUAUAUUCCUUCUAAUGAAGACCUGGAUUACCCUGCAAAGCUUGAGCAAUCUGUUGAGAAGAAACCAGAAACUACUUCUGUUGAAGAAACUGCCAAUGUAUUUAGAACUUGGUACCCACCCUUGGAGAAAACUCUAUCAUGCCUUUCGAAGUUGUACCGUUGUCUAGAACCAUCUGUUUUCACUGGUUUAGCACAGGAAGCAGUAGAAGUUUGCUCCCUUUCUAUCCAAAAAGCAAGCAAACUCAUUGCAAAGAGAACAACAGCAAUGGAUGGGCAGCUCUUCCUUAUCAAACAUCUUCUAAUCUUAAGGGAGCAGAUUGCUCCAUUUGAUAUAGAAUUUUCAGUCACAUACAAGGAACUUGACUUCUCCCAUUUGUUGGAGCACUUAAGACGGAUACUUAGAGGUCAGGCUUCUCUGUUUGACUGGUCGAGAUCAACUUCACUAGCAAGGACUUUAUCUCCCCGAGUUCUAGAAAGUCAAGUAGAUGCCAAGAAGGAACUGGAGAAAAGCCUAAAAGCAACUUGUGAGGAGUUCAUCAUGUCGGUCACUAAGCUGGUUGUGGAUCCGAUGCUUUCAUUUGUUACCAAGGUUACUGCUGUAAAAGUUGCACUGUCUUCUGGCGGUCAGAAUAAGAAACUUGACUCCAUCAUGGCCAAACCACUUAAGGAUCAAGCUUUUGCUACUCCAGAUAAGGUGGCCGAACUUGUUCAGAAGGUAAAUGCAGCUAUUCAGCAAGAAUUGCCCAUGGUGAUGGCAAAGAUGAAACUUUAUCUGCAGAACACAUCAACAAGAACAAUACUUUUUAAACCGAUAAAAACAAAUAUUGUGGAAGCACAUGUUCAGGUACAAUCCCUUGUAAAAGUCGAGUACUCUCCUGAAGAACAAAGCGUCAUUAAUAUGGUGUCCAUGCAAGAGCUGCAAGCACAACUUGACAAUCUCCUUUAGGAUGCCUACUCAAUUUUUUCUUAAAGAUCUUGAUCACAUGUAGAGCAGUUUUGGUUUGUCAGAAGGAAUUGAAAUCUUCAUACUGGUUCAUUAAAAGCUGCAGAGUUGAAAUUUAAAUAUGAUAUGCAUACAUUUGUACCUUUAAAUAAUGUUGAAGGAAUAUAAUGAACCAAUCAUUAGUCGAGGACUAAUAAGAAAAGAGCGAAUCGUAUUCAUUAUUUGAGAAUCGUAUCUUGUAACUCGAUUAUGAAUUUUAAAAUUUCAUGGUUCACAUCGCAUUCUUAAUCAUCAACAGUUCUCGAUUAUGCUUAA
Messenger RNA from Hevea brasiliensis (rubber tree), 2737 nucleotides. Its product is annotated as conserved oligomeric Golgi complex subunit 3. NCBI's taxonomy places the organism in Eukaryota, Viridiplantae, Streptophyta, Magnoliopsida, Malpighiales, Euphorbiaceae. Gene Ontology annotation, cellular component: COG complex; membrane; cis-Golgi network. Bases 74 to 2425 code for a protein of 783 amino acids. The transcript has 25 exons. The record is from RefSeq and is a predicted model, not a curated record. Gene Ontology annotation, biological process: intracellular protein transport; intra-Golgi vesicle-mediated transport; Golgi organization.